AGAGCAACACACGGACAAUUCAGCUCUUUAUUUCCUGGAUUUGUUUCUCUAAAACAUCACUGAACAGCUGAGGUUGAAAGUGUUCUCUUCAGUCAUGGACGAAUCAGCCCCUGAGUUUAAUGUUUUUGAAGCCGUGGGGAAGAGCGACGGAGUGGGUGCCCUACCUGCCAGCCAGCUGAAGGUCCGGGUGAAUGAAUUAGGGGGGCUGGAGCCUAUUAUGAAUGAGGGACAUGAGGAGGGGGUGAAGAAGGCCCACGCUACCACCACAUGGAGUGUUCCCACUGCACAGGAGGCUCUUACGGAAGAGGUGCACACUGGCCAUGCGUGUACCUGCUGUAACGGGAAGGACCACUUCCUGCCUGAUGGACGUCACUGCAGUGAGCGCUGCCCCCAGCAGGACCAGCAGAAAGAGUUAAAACCUGAGAAGGAAGAUUCGAAGAUGAAUGGCGAGGUGGUACGGGGUGGCAGGAAGAGGCUACACUCAGUCAGGAGACUGGAUGAAGACAUGGAUGAAGUGAUGGAGGUGGUGGAGGAGAAUGAUGAAGACUACGAGGAGAAAGAGGGCAGACGGGCGGGGCGUGGUGCCCCCCGGGGUCGCAGGAAGCGCAGGGGUGAUGCAGCUCUUCUCAGACAGAGUAUUUCAUAUGGAGGGAGAAAAAAGUCCUGGUGUUGGGCUUCAUAUCUGGAGCAGGAAAAAGCCAUCACUGCUCCCAGCAAACUCUUCAAAGAGUACCAGGCCUUCCCUCAAAGUAAGAACGGGUUCAGAGUGGGUAUGCGGCUGGAGGGAAUCGAUCCCAGACACCCGUCCAUGUACUGCGUCCUCUCCGUUGCCGAGGUGUUGGGCCACAGAAUGCGACUCCACUUUGAUGACUACUCCGACUGCUAUGAUUUCUGGGUAAACUGCAAUUCUCCAGAUAUUCACCCAAUGGGCUGGUGUGAGAAAACCAGCCACAAGCUGCACCCUCCGAAAGGGGUUGGGAGUGAGGAGUUCAGCUGGUGCUCGUAUCUGAAGAUGAAUAAACUGCAGGCUGCACCCAAAUCUCUCUUCGACAACCACAACACAACGGUUACACCUUUAGGAUUCAGAGUUGGGAUGAAGCUCGAGGCGGUGGACAGAAAGAACCCAUCGCUCAUCUGCGUCUCCACCAUCACAGACAUGGUGGACAGUCGUCUGCUCGUGCAUUUUGAUGACUGGGACGAGAGCUACGAUUACUGGUGUGACGCCACAAGUCCGUACAUCCAUCCGGUCGGCUGGUGUGAGCAGAAUGGCAAAACCCUCACCACACCUCCAGGCUACUCCGACCCCAACAGCUUCUCCUGGGAGAGAUAUCUGGAGGAAAUAAACUCAUUACCCGCUCCUGCCAGGUCCUUCAAAGCGAAGCCUCCUCAUAAUUUCCAGCUGAAGAUGAAGCUGGAGGUGGUGGACAGGAGAAACCCCAUGCUGGUCAGGGUGGCCACAGUGGUGGAUAGAGACGACCACAGAAUAAAGAUACACUUCGAUGGCUGGAUGGACGAGUAUGACUACUGGGUGGACACCGACAGCCCGGAUAUCCACCCUGCCGGAUGGUGCGCCAAGACAGGACACGCUUUACAGCCACCGAUCAGUCUGGAUGAAAUGCCAGAGACUGAUCAGGGGUGCUGUCCUACACCCGGCUGCAAAGGAGUUGGACACAUCAAAGGAGCUCGCUACUCUGGACACCACAGCGCUGUGGGCUGUCCAUACUCAGAGAUCAACAUGAAGAAGGACACGGUUUUGCCGGACAGGCUGAGUGAGGAGAUUCCGGCUUCUGGAGUGGGACGACCUCGCAGAGUGGAAACGAACCCAGAAACAUCUGCACAAACUCCAGACAAACCUGUCGGUCACUUGGACAAGUCUAAUGCAGAAACCAGUGCCAUGGAAACACAGCUGAAGAAACCUGGCAUCACAGAGACCAAAAGAAGGGUCGGUCGGCCGUGUAAGGUUCGGAAAGUUGAGGAACCCCGACAGGAAAGCAAACUGAAAAGUGAGGCAUGGUCUGUCGUGGAUUCUAAAGAUUUGACUUUGCAGCAGGCCCUGCACCAGUCUGUAUUCAUGCCAUGCUCUGCCCCAUCUCCCAGUAUGCCCCACUGCUGGGACCAGCACAGUAAACUCCUUCCAACGGUGGCUGGCAUCACGGCUAGCAAAGUGGCGGCCUGGAGCAUAGAGGAGGUGAUCGAGUUCAUCCAGGGUCUUCCAGGGUGUAAAGAGCAAGUUCAUACCUUCAAGGAGGAGCAAAUUGAUGGCGAGGCAUUCCUACUGCUCACUCAGACUGACCUGGUCAAGAUCCUGAGUAUAAAGCUGGGCCCGGCUCUCAAGAUCUACAACUCCAUCCUGAUGUUCAAAACGGCGAAGAAGUCCGCCUCCAACGAGCUCUGAUCCUGAUCUCUACUGGAUUUAGGACAGUAAACCCUGGCUGUGGACUCCCAGCAUCAGUUCACCAUCAGAGUGAUGAAAUGACACGUUUAUGAUGCAGGAAUAACACUCAUGUUAAUGAGGAAGGUGGCAGUGAUUUGUAAAUAUAUGAAUUAAUUUAUAACAGCGUGUUUUGUGCAUUAUACAGGUUUACAUUUCCGCUACUGAUGUGGUUGCACCUGAUGCAGACUGAGUUCUUGCUUUGUACUACUUUAUUUAGCUUUAAUGAGCUUUUGGAAAGUUUAUGUAGAUGAUUUUGUGAUUUCUUUGCUGCAUUUCUAGAACUUUGGACAUUCUUUAAGAUUUGGUACAGAUCUGAACACUGGACAGUCUGAGUGAACGAGUGAGGAACGCAUUCAUUUCAACAUGUAUUUAUUAUUAUUACUGCUCAGCUUUGUAAUAGUGAUCACAUCCAAACUGUUUUCUCAGACGUAGCCAGGCUAAUAAUAAUAAUAAUAAUAAUAAUAUUAAUAGUG
Molecule: messenger RNA, 2907 nt
Organism: Trichomycterus rosablanca
Lineage: Eukaryota; Metazoa; Chordata; Actinopteri; Siluriformes; Trichomycteridae
Gene: l3mbtl3
Product: L3MBTL histone methyl-lysine binding protein 3
Exons: 22
Coding region: 95-2395 (766 amino acids)
Biological process (GO): negative regulation of DNA-templated transcription
Cellular component (GO): nucleus
Molecular function (GO): histone binding; chromatin binding; zinc ion binding
Source: RefSeq, a predicted model, not a curated record